This is a messenger RNA of Gongylonema pulchrum, 210 nucleotides long. NCBI's taxonomy places the organism in Eukaryota, Metazoa, Nematoda, Chromadorea, Rhabditida, Gongylonematidae. The record is from the annotation of a GenBank genome assembly.
AUGACUUCACUGGUCCAUCACGACGAUAUGACCGUCGCGCACAGAGCUGCAAAGUGUAUCGCAUUGCUACACUUUGCUCUGCGAAAGUAUCGAGAGGUGCGCGAGUUCGCGCAAGCAUAUAUGUAUUGGACGCUGCUUGCGAAUGGCACCGAUGAGAAGGACAGCUCCGAUGAAGAUGCGAAUGGGAUUAGUGAAAUUGGGGAAAUGUAA